AUGUUCAACAUCGAUCCGGAUUUCGAAUUCAACUUGUCGGGAUAUAAAUGGUUUAUUUACGAUAACAAGUGCUUUGAGGGUCACAGUUUUACUGAAGUCUUGGAUACAUAUUGGUUUGAGGAAGAUAUUCAGUUUGGGCAAUUUUUAAUUGAUUAUAUUAUUACUGUUGACACUAAUUCUGUAUCUCGGCCUAAUGUUGAUAUGGAUUGGGAGACUAAUUCUUCUUUGAGUAACUUUGUUACUAUUCAGGAUCAGAAUUCUUGUCAUAGAGAUAAUAAGUUUUAUGAGGACUUAGAUCCUAAUUUUAGUUGA
Ambispora leptoticha is the source of this 312-nucleotide messenger RNA. The record is from the annotation of a GenBank genome assembly. NCBI's taxonomy places the organism in Eukaryota, Fungi, Glomeromycota, Glomeromycetes, Archaeosporales, Ambisporaceae.